This is a messenger RNA of Danaus plexippus (monarch butterfly), 2147 nucleotides long. RefSeq lists its product as uncharacterized. The record is from RefSeq and is a predicted model, not a curated record. Gene Ontology annotation, biological process: regulation of DNA-templated transcription. The transcript is spliced from 5 exons. NCBI's taxonomy places the organism in Eukaryota, Metazoa, Arthropoda, Insecta, Lepidoptera, Nymphalidae. Bases 1 to 1671 code for a protein of 556 amino acids. Gene Ontology annotation, molecular function: DNA-binding transcription factor activity.
AUGAUCACCAUUUUCUUCUAUCCCAUUCACUCUUUCUAUUCAAAAUGGUUGCUCAAAAGAUCACCGUCAGUCCGCGUCAAGGAGACGAUAACGGAACAAAGUUCAAUUCAAACCAAAGACAAGGUUUUUUCGCAAACGAGUCUCAAGGCUCGACGUUCUCUGAAACUAAUAGACAUAGAUCGCUUAAAGUUCCAAAAGAACCAACAGGUGAACGGUCAGCGCGGAGUAAUCCCCAACGCAAGAACAGAAUUGCCAACAUCUACUCCAACGCCAACAACCAGCUUUUCAGAGGAAUUUUUGAAAACGGACCUGCUAUUCACCAACACAAUGUUCCACGACAUGGAUUGCGAGUUCUUCCAAGAUCUGGUGCAAUUGACUUCAGCAUCCGCCGAGGAAGGAAUAGUACAGUCCAUUGAUUCUCAAAAAAUAACCGAAAAGGCAAGGGCAUACCACACAGACACACAGCACACACCAUUCUCACCGCAAGGUUGGGAUGUUUCGGACGCUAAUUCGCCGUCAGCUUCGACUCAUAAUCAAACGCAGAGCUAUCCCGUCUCUCCCACCGACGAGGGGAUGGCUACUGGCUUUAAUACUGAUGUAUUUUACAAUUCAAAUGCUAUCAACGAAGUUAACAUACCGUUCCAAGAACAGUUCUUAGACAUCAGUACACUGCCGUUGACGAUAGGUGAUUUAGCGCCGGAUAGUGUUGCCGAAACGAAUCCGUGGCAGGCCGCGGAAUUCACUUGGCAAAACACUGACGACUUAGACUACACAAAACCAACAUCGAACAUACACACUAUGCCCUUCAUAGACCAAGAGGACUCCCUGGACACGAAAUUCAUAUCUGUUAUACCUAGGGAGGUUGAGAGCAAUGACGUAGUUAUAUCAGAGUACAUCAUUAAUGAGACGCCAGAAACUAAACCGGCUGCCGCCCACAACUAUACUGUCCAAGAGAGGCGGAGUGGUGGGCUGUCGCUAGAUGUCGCCAGGUAUCCACACAACUGGCAAGGAGAAGUCAUCAGCACACCAGAGGUUCUUAGUUUUGUCGAGCAAUUGGAGAGAGAGAAAUGUACACUCCCAAGCUCGCAUACUUUGGCCACUGAUCAUACAGCCUUCACGGAGAACACGAUUAUUGAAGAUUCCCCUCCGGCCCCCGUCGACUAUGAACCUAUCACACCCAAAAGUGAACCGCAAAUUGAUUCGGACGAGGAUAUAAAACCAGGACCGAGGAAGAGAAGGCGGAACGACAGCGAGGACUCGGACGUAUCAUACACUCCUUAUUCUGUUAGCAGUUCACCUAGAAAGUAUAGGAAACGAAAGCCUAGCAUACCAAUCAAAGACAUGAUCAGAGCUCUAGAAGGCGCCCAGCAACAAACCAAAGCUAGAAGGGGCCGACCACCCAAGAGGAGGGAAAGCGACGUGUCGGCUGUAAGCGAAAACUCGUCAUCCACACACGAGAUAAGUUACAGGAAACUCCGGGACAAAAAUAAUGAAGCAUCCAAGAGAUCGAGAAUGAACAGAAAGCUGAAAGAACUGCAAAUGGAACAAAUGGCCGUCGACUUGGAAGAAAGAAAUAAGAGACUGCGAAUAAGGGCAGAACUAUUAGAAGAAGCGACGAAGAAGCUUCGGGAUGCCUUCAUGUUAGCGGUGUCACAGAAAAAGGCUGGUUAACUGCUGUCGCGUGCGGGACACGAUUGAAAAGAUAAAAAAUCUAUAUAAAUAGAUAUUUGAUAUUAGAUUGGCUGAUAUAGCUAGGAGUACAGGCCUUAGCAUGUAAUGUAUGAGUUUUCCUACGCCAUUCAGUACUUGGAAUCCGAUCACUGCAGCCUCUUGGUUCUGACAUAGAUUCCUGGAUUUUUAACAAAUUGAUGUUGUAGAUAUAAGAAUUGGUUUUAUUAGGGUAUAUUGUAAUGAACACAUGAAUUAUUUCACUAGAAAAGUUAAAAAUCUUAAGUUAGUUAUGGUUAAGUCUAAUGUCUUAGUUUGCCACAAGCCACAGCCAUAGCUUGGCUUGAACUAUGAAUACAAUAUCUACACUUAAAUAAUUAUAUUCUAUGCCUAAAUCUUUAAUAUCCAGUCGGGUAAUGCAUGUUAUUUGACUCGUAGAAUUUAUUGUUUUUUUUUAAUAAACACUACAUCUUGUUGUA